AUGUCGAUGGGAAACGAGACGUACUCGUGGCGUGCAAGGCCAUAUUUGGUACUUUCUUUAAUCUUUGGUUAUUCCCUCCAUUGUUCUUUGAACACGACCAAAAUUACACUCCUUUAUCUGCUUGUAUUCUUUUCUCUCAGUCGCUCGUUCACGGUGCUUUAUUCAACCACGGCAGGGAUUGUUGCAGGCCAACUUUCGGGCACCGUUGGUCCAUUGACCUCAAUUGCCACAAAGUCAGCUACCAAAACCUGCAAUGUCCUUGACUACGGCGCCAAAGCCGACAAGACCAUUGACUUGGGGCCUCCUCUUGUAUCCGCCUUCGCAGAUUGCAAAACUGGUGGUGUCGUCAUCAUUCCUGCCGGAGACUAUGCGCUGGAAACGUGGGCAAGUCUGUCAGGGGGAUCGAAAUGGGCCCUUCAGCUUGACGGUACCAUACACCGAACUGGUACUGACGGCGGCAAUAUGAUCUUCAUCCAACACACCAGCGAUUUUGAGAUGUUCAGCAGCACCUCGAAAGGCGCCGUGCAAGGAAACGGCUACGAGAUCCAUGCCCAGGGCAGCAUGAGCGGCGCUCGUAUUCUUAGAUUAUUCAAAGUCUCGGACUUCUCCGUCCACGAUAUCGCCUUAACGGACGCGCCUUCGUUCCACUUCUCUCUAGACACAUGCACCAAUGGCGAGGUCUACAACAUGGCCAUCCGCGGCGGCGAUGCCGGCGGCCUCGACGGUAUCGACGUCUGGAGCGAGAACAUCCACAUCCACGACAUCGAAGUCACAAACAAAGACGAAUGCGUAACCGUGAAAUCCCCGGCACACAACAUCCUCAUCGAGAGCAUCUACUGCAACCGCUCCGGCGGCUGCGCCAUGGGCUCCCUCGGGGCCGACACAAACAUCUCCAAUAUCCACUACCGCAACAUCUACACCUGGGCCUCAAACCAGAUGUUCAUGCUCAAAUCCCACGGCGGCUCCGGCUCCGUCUCAAACAUCGCCCUCGAGGCCUUCAUCGGCCACGCAAACGCAUAUUCGCUCGACAUCGACCAGUACUGGGCCUCUAUCAGCGCCGCCUCCGGCGCCGGCGUAGCCGUCUCCAACCUCUCCGUAUCCGCCUGGCGCGGCACCGCCGCAAACGCACUACAGCGCGGCCCGGUCAAAAUCGUCUGCGCCGACGGGGCCCCGUGUGUCGAUGUCGCCGUCUCGGACUUUGCCAUGUGGACUGAGAUCGGCGACGCGGCGACACACGUAUGUCGCAGUGCCUAUGGUGCAGGUGCGUGUCUGGCUGGUGACGGCGCUGGCGUCAGUGAUGCGUACGAUGCCGUGACGUCUACGCUGACGGCUGCGCCGUCCGGAUAUGUGGUACCGAGCAUGGAGGCGAACCUGCAGAACGGGUUUGGCACGUCGCUGAGUAUCCCCGUGCCCACGAUUCCAACGAGUUUCUAUCCAGGCGUCACGCCGCUGCGACCGCUCGUAGGAGCAAGUGUGGAGACUGGUGGUGAUGUUGGGAAGGAGGUCGUGUCGUCGUCAGCGGUUUCGUCGGCGUUUAGCAUGAGUGUGAGUCCCCUGUCUUCGGCGGGAGGCUUGGCGUCGUCGGUGGUGGGUGUGCUUCCGACGCCGGGCCCAGUUUCUUCUGGUGCUUUGAAGCCGUCGAACUCGACACUUUUGACGCCUACACUCGGUCUGCCCGGCUCAACUCCUGGAGCUACGCCGACGAGGGUCGGAUGCCAGCAUCAAGGAUACGGGCACGGGCACGGGCAUGGUCACGGGCAUGCGCAUAGCCAUGUGCGGAGGUUUUCUCCUAGGGGCUGA
Messenger RNA from Pseudovirgaria hyperparasitica, 1800 nucleotides. RefSeq names its product pectin lyase-like protein. Gene Ontology annotation, biological process: carbohydrate metabolic process. Bases 1 to 1800 code for a protein of 599 amino acids. NCBI's taxonomy places the organism in Eukaryota, Fungi, Ascomycota, Dothideomycetes, Acrospermales, Acrospermaceae. The transcript has 4 exons. Gene Ontology annotation, molecular function: polygalacturonase activity. The record is from RefSeq and is a predicted model, not a curated record.